AUGCCACCCGGGCGCGAGGYCGCACCUGUAGCCGUCAGCAUCKACAACAUACUCCGCAACGAGCGUUAUUGGGAGCACAGCCACUCCUACAACGACACAAAGAGCGCUAUCAACACAAAUGCCGCUAUCAACCCGGACCCAGGCGACAUGUUCGGUCUACACAUCGAACUGCUCCGGUCUUUCGAAUGGAAUGGCUACAAGUACGUCAAGGUGGACGUUUACGUCGAUGGACGGUACUUAAGGACUCAGUAUCUGGAAGCCCGGUUCAAUGAACACACCCUCAACAUCACAAAGGGUCGCAAGCUAGAUUGGGCCACGGGGAAGACCGUUCAAUUCGGUUGCUUCGUUGGGGAUGUAUUUUCUCCUGGCCCGCAUGAGCUUGACGGCACUAUCAGCGUAGAGCUUUCGCUCGGCAGCAAGAUUCCGCGUCGCCCGCGUCAACCCAAAGUGAACCUCGUCGAGGAGACCGCUACAUUCAAGCAUGGUCCUUCAGAACCAGUCCCCGAACCCAAGAUAUCAAAGACGAUGUUUGUUUCCGCUCCAAAAUGUCACUUCACGCCAAUAAGAUGGUAUUUCCUCUACCCAAGCAAGACCUAUCGCUCUGGUUACAUCGCGCCAGUCCCUGUCCCUUUCGCUGGCCUGGGUAAGCGCUCUCGAGAGGCUGAAGAGGACGCUCAAGGUCAAAUCUACAAGCGUGCGCGGAGGGUUGGAGGCCUUGAGGCAGAGUUUUCUCCCGGCCAGACAAGCCUGUCCAAUGGUCAGGAACAGCGAGCUGCCCGGCGGCGUGAGCCCGUGGAGUUGUUUCCGGAGAACAUCGGCGUCCUCUACGGCGACAAGCCUUUCUAUGGCAGAUAUAAGUGA
Molecule: messenger RNA, 861 nt
Organism: Ramularia collo-cygni
Lineage: Eukaryota; Fungi; Ascomycota; Dothideomycetes; Mycosphaerellales; Mycosphaerellaceae
Exons: 3
Coding region: 1-861 (286 amino acids)
Source: RefSeq, a predicted model, not a curated record